Engraulis encrasicolus (European anchovy) is the source of this 2841-nucleotide messenger RNA. RefSeq names its product heat shock protein 90, alpha (cytosolic), class A member 1, tandem duplicate 2 (gene hsp90aa1.2). Gene Ontology annotation, molecular function: disordered domain specific binding; ATP hydrolysis activity; ATP-dependent protein folding chaperone. Gene Ontology annotation, cellular component: cytosol; perinuclear region of cytoplasm; protein-containing complex. The transcript has 11 exons. The coding region runs from base 212 to 2449 and encodes 745 amino acids. The record is from RefSeq and is a predicted model, not a curated record. Gene Ontology annotation, biological process: protein stabilization; protein folding; cellular response to heat. NCBI's taxonomy places the organism in Eukaryota, Metazoa, Chordata, Actinopteri, Clupeiformes, Engraulidae.
CUUGAGAAAAUUCCAGACCCUUCUCGAAAGCUGAGCUUCUCGAACACUCUGAGGGCCGGUAGAUAACUGGCCGGCAUCGCACGUUCCUGUUAUUCUUGAAAUCAGCCGUUGUUUCGAUUUGGUGGGAGUACGUGUUCAAGAAGCAAGACGAAUAACAGCUUUGUAAGAAUAAGCUGUUACUCUGUGGUUUAUAAAGGGGACAAAUAAGCAGAUGCCGGAGCCUCAAGACCAGAACAUGGCGGAGGAGGCGGAGACCUUUGCCUUCCAGGCGGAGAUCGCCCAGCUGAUGUCCCUCAUCAUCAACACCUUCUACUCCAACAAGGAGAUCUUCCUCAGGGAGCUCAUCUCCAACUCCUCAGAUGCCCUUGACAAGAUCCGCUAUGAAAGCCUGACAGAUCCAAGCAAGUUGGACUCCGGCAAAGAUCUCAAGAUCGACGUAAUUCCCGACAAGGCGGAACGCACCCUCACGCUCAUCGACACGGGCAUCGGCAUGACCAAGGCCGAUCUCAUCAACAACCUUGGCACCAUCGCCAAGUCCGGCACCAAGGCCUUCAUGGAGGCCCUGCAGGCUGGAGCCGACAUCUCCAUGAUCGGGCAGUUCGGCGUGGGUUUCUACUCCGCCUACCUGGUGGCCGAGAAGGUGACCGUCAUCACCAAACACAACGAUGACGAGCAGUACGCCUGGGAGUCGUCUGCCGGGGGAUCUUUCACUGUUAAAGUGGACACAUCUGAGUCAAUCGGGCGGGGGACCAGGGUGAUCCUGCACCUGAAGGAGGACCAAUUGGAGUACCUGGAGGAGCGCAAGGUCAAGGAGAUAGUCAAGAAGCACUCGCAGUUCAUUGGCUACCCCAUCACCCUGCACGUGGAGAAGGAGCGUGACAAGGAAGUGAGCGACGACGAAGCGGAGGAGGAAGAGAAAGAGAAGGACAAGGACAAGGACAAGGACGGAGAGGACAAGGAGGAGGGCAAGGACGAGAACAAGCCAGAGAUCGAGGACGUGGGCUCGGACGAGGAGGAGGACCACCACGAUCAUGACCACGACCACGACGGCAAGUGCGGCGGCGACAAGAAGAAGAAGAAGAAGAAGAUCAAGGAGAGGUACAUCGACCAGGAAGAGCUGAACAAGACCAAGCCCCUCUGGACCCGUAACCCCGACGACAUCACCAACGAGGAGUACGGAGAGUUCUACAAGAGCCUCACCAACGACUGGGAGGACCACCUGGCCAUCAAGCACUUCUCUGUGGAGGGACAGCUGGAGUUCCGUGCUCUUCUCUUCGUCCCACGCCGUGCGCCAUUUGACCUCUUUGAGAACAAGAAGAAGAAGAACAAUAUCAAGCUGUACGUGCGCAGGGUCUUCAUCAUGGACAACUGCGACGAGCUCAUCCCGGAAUACCUCAACUUCAUUCGUGGAGUGGUGGACUCUGAGGACCUGCCCCUGAACAUCUCCAGAGAGAUGCUGCAGCAGAGCAAGAUCCUGAAGGUCAUCCGCAAGAACCUCGUCAAGAAGUGCCUGGAGCUCUUCACAGAACUGGCCGAGGACAAGGAGAACUACAAGAAGUUCUACGAGCAGUUCUCCAAGAACAUGAAGCUUGGCAUCCACGAAGACUCCCAAAACCGCAAGAGGCUGUCGGAACUGCUGAGGUACUACACCUCCGCGUCAGGGGACGAGAUGGUGUCCCUGAAAGAUUACGUCACACGCAUGAAGGACACACAAAAGCACAUUUACUACAUAACGGGUGAGAGCAAGGACCAGGUGGCCAACUCCGCCUUCGUGGAGCGUCUCCGUAAGGCUGGUCUGGAGGUCAUCUACAUGAUCGAGCCCAUCGACGAGUACUGCGUCCAGCAGCUGAAGGAGUUUGAGGGCAAGAACCUGGUGUCUGUGACCAAGGAGGGCCUGGAGCUGCCAGAGGACGAGGACGAGAAGAAGAAACAGGAGGAGAAGAAGUCUCAGUUUGAGAACCUGUGCAAGAUCAUGAAGGACAUUUUGGAGAAGAAGGUGGAGAAGGUUACAGUGUCCAACCGGCUGGUCUCGUCCCCCUGCUGCAUCGUGACCAGCACGUACGGCUGGACGGCCAACAUGGAGCGCAUCAUGAAGGCUCAGGCCCUGAGGGACAACUCCACCAUGGGCUACAUGGCGGCCAAGAAGCACCUCGAGAUCAACCCAGACCACCCCAUCGUGGAGACACUCAGGGUGAAGGCCGAGGCAGACAAGAAUGACAAGUCGGUGAAGGACCUGGUGAUCCUGCUCUUCGAGACGGCCCUGCUGUCCUCUGGCUUCUCACUGGACGACCCACAGACGCACUCCAACCGCAUCUACAGGAUGAUCAAACUGGGCUUAGGCAUUGACGAGGAUGACAUGCCCACAGACGACACCAGUGCUGCUCCCAUCGAAGACAUGCCGCCCCUGGAAGGGGAUGACGAUAGCUCUAGAAUGGAGGAGGUGGACUGAGCUCACCACAGCUCGCCAUUUGCUCUAAAGUCUCUAGUGCUGUAAAUGGUUAUAGGAUUUGAUGUUCAAAUCAUUCCCGGAAUGUCUGUUCCAUAGUCGAAUAUUACUGUACAUGCCUGUUGGCCACAGAUACACACACACCUACAUGCACAUACACACACGAAAUGUGUGUACCAUUCCCCUGACACUGGCGUGGGUACUGUCCAGGCACACAUUUCCCUUCCUUUGUAACUUUUUUUUUGUAAUGAGUUGUGUAUGGCUUUUUUUGUAUUUAUUUACAUUCCAGAUGCUUUUUGUGUUGAAAUCUUUAUCGUACAUAUCAAACUGAUACUGUAACUUGAGAACUUGAAAUGGUGGGUGGGACCCACCAAAAUAAAAGUUUACCAUGUCAA